This is a messenger RNA of Corylus avellana, 4716 nucleotides long. NCBI's taxonomy places the organism in Eukaryota, Viridiplantae, Streptophyta, Magnoliopsida, Fagales, Betulaceae. The record is from RefSeq and is a predicted model, not a curated record.
AUGUACAAACUUGGUUUCUUUCCAAUAGAAAAAAGGGCAAAGUAUUACGUGGCUAUAUUCAUCACAAAUACUAGUGAAAAUGUAGUUUGGGUUGCAAACAGGGAGAACCCAUUCCCAAAUCCCUCUGCUCUUCUUACCAUGGACCCGGAUGGGAAUCUUGUAAUAUCCGAUGGCGGAUUGUUGCACCUGGUGACUAACACUACUUCAAGGGGCAACGAUGCCUAUGCCAAGCUAUUAGAUACAGGUAAUCUUAUACUCACAAACAGGGCCUUGGAUGUUUUGUGGCAAAGCUUUGACUAUCCCACUGAUACUCUUUUGCCCGGAAUGAAGCUUAAUGGUGCUAAUGACCAUCCUGUCUUAACGUCAUGGAAAAGUCAAGAAGACCCUGCUUCUGGUCCUUUCUCUCUGCAAUAUCUGGCUUCUCGGAAAGAACUAAUCUUAAGGGAGGGGUCGGAACCAUACUGGACUAGUUCACUCAGGGGUGUUCUAGCUGGUAUAUUCGUAAUUGAUGGGGACUACAUUACUUGGCCUAGUAAGAAAACCUUUGAAACUAGAAGACUAGUGUUGGAUUUAAACGGUCAGCUUCUGGUGGAGACAUGGAUGGAAGGUGACCAAGGUUGGUCCUCGCAACGGAUAACGACUUGUGGGGCUUAUCCUGUCUGCGGCGUUUCCAGCAUAUGCAACGAGACUGCAGACGCAGAUUCUAGAUGUUACUGUUUGCCAGGAUUCAAAAGAGAAUCCGCGUUCGCUGGAUGUAAGAGAAAAACUGAUUUGCAGUGCACCCAUGAUAUUAAUGUUCAGAAAGAUUGGUUUCUUCGAAUUCCUGAAGUUUAUUUGCCCAGGUAUCCCCUGCGGUUGCACGUUGGCAAGGCUUCAGAGUGCGAAUCGGCUUGCUUGAACAACUGCUCUUGUACUGGUUAUGCUUAUGACCAAGAGCAUCGCUGUCUGGUAUGGGAUGGCCCUCUUUUAAAUCUGAAGCAUUUCUCAGCAGAUAGUUUAUAUGAAACAGAUUUCUAUCUCAAACUUGCUCCUCCGGAAUUUACCAAAGGAAAUAAACAAUUAUGGAAAAUUCUCGUGCCAGCCACAUCUAUUGCGGUCGCUGUUACAUUGGGCCUUUUUGUUUAUUAUGUGAGGAGAAAGCUCACAAGAAAGGGGGAGGAUUUGUUACUUUUAGAUUUGGGCAUGACCCAAAAGGCUAAUAAUUCAAAGGAUGGAGAUAGUAGAGAAGUCCAAAUGCCAUUAUUCAGUUUUGCAAGUGUUUCUGCUGCAACUCAUAAUUUCUCGGUUGCUAAUAAGCUCGGAGAGGGUGGUUUUGGACCUGUUUACAAGGGAAUAUUGCAAAAAGGUGACGAGGUAGCUGUAAAAAGACUUUCAAAAAGAUCUGGACAAGGUUGGGAGGAGCUUAAAAAUGAAGCAAUGCUCAUAGCCAAGCUUCAACACAAAAAUCUUGUUAGACUUUUGGGUUGUUGCAUUGAACAAGACGAAAAGAUAUUAGUUUACGAGUAUAUGCCCAAUAAAAGCUUGGAUUUCUUCAUCUUUGCAAAUCAAGAGAAGCGCAGGAUAUUAGAUUGGAGGACUCGUGUUGGAGUCAUUGAAGGAAUUGCUCAAGGACUUCUUUAUCUUCAUCAAUAUUCCAGGUUAAGGAUUAUUCAUAGGGACUUGAAACCUAGCAAUAUUUUGUUGGACAUAGACAUGAAUUCCAAGAUAUCAGAUUUUGGAAUGGCAAGAAUAUUUGGUGGAAAUGAGUCACAAGCAAAUACAAAUAGGAUUGUUGGCACUUAUGGUUAUAUGUCCCCCGAAUAUGCUUUGAAAGGCCUCUUUUCAAUCAAAUCCGAUGUCUUUAGUUUUGGCGUACUGUUGUUAGAAAUUGCAUGGGAAUUAUGGUCAAGUGAUAGGGGAUCGGACUUGGUGGAUCCACUACUUGAUGAUAUAUCCUCUAUGCAUAUGGUAUUGAGAUAUGUUAACAUAGCUCUCCUUUGUGUUCAAGAAAGUGCAGAGGAUAGACCGACCAUGUCUGACGUUGUCGCCAUGCUUAGCAAUGAAGGUGUAAUUCUACCUUAUCCCAAAGAACCCGCUUUCUUGAACAUGAGAAGUAUGUCGCAGCCAACAAUACAGGAUAAGAUCAAAAGCUUCAACGGAUACUGGAAAGAAAUAUAUCUAUGCAAGCUUCGAGAAUACUUGAAGCGGAUUAAACCAGAAGUUGUUCAACCCACUGCAACCAAUGAAAUGUAUAUCAUUGCCAAGGCGUGCAUGGGAUUAAUCCCAAAAGCAGGGGAGCUGCUUAGUGAAAUUGCUCAUUCACUAUAUUACUCAUCAAGAAUUUCCCCUCUUAUUGCUUCCCUGCUGCUUUUAUUCUGCCUUGCUUUUCACUUCACCAAUGCUACCAUCACUGGUAAUACUAUCCAAGCAGGCCAAUCACUAAACACCUCGGAGACCAUUGAAUCUGCCAACGGAAAGUACAAACUUGGUUUCUUUGGUCAAGUAAACUCGGCAAUGUUUCACGUGGGAAUACGGUUCACUUACGUUUCUGACCGCAACGUACUUUGGGUUGCAAACAGGGAGCAGCCAUUCCCAAAUUCCUCUGCCGUUCUUACCCUCAACCCUGAUGGGAAUCUUGUAAUAUCCGAUGGCAGUUUGUUGUACGUUGUGGCAAACACUUCAGGUGGCAACGAUACCUCUGCCACGCUAUCAGAUACUGGUAAUCUUGUACUGAAAAGAAGGGCAGAGGUUUUGUGGCAAAGCUUUGACCAUCCGACCGAUACUCUUUUGCCUGGAAUGAAGGUUGAAGAAGAUAAGACAGGAUGGUCAUUAACAUCAUGGAAAAAUAAUGAAAACCCUGCUCCUGGUCUUUUCUCUCUGCAUCUGGGUUCUCGGAAAGAACUCAUCAUAAUGGAGGGGUCUAAACCAUGCUGGAGUAGUCCACUCAUUGGUGAACUAGCUGAUAAAUUCGUGAUUGAUGGGGAGAACAUUUCUUACACUAUUAGUAAUAAUUAUCCUUCUGAAUUUAGAAGAGUGUCGUUGAGUAUAAAAGGAAAGCUUCGACUGCAGACAUGGGAAGACAAUUCCUCCCAUUUUGAAAAUUUGUCCGAUACAUUAAAGUGUGGGGCUUAUGCUUUCUGCGGUGAAUUCACCAUAUGCAAUGAGACAGCCGAUCGGCCAUGUGACUGUUUGCCAGGAUUCAAAGCCUAUGCAGCCAAUUCUACUCAAGGAUGUAAGAGAAAAACAAUUUUGCCGUGCAGAGAUGAUGUUGAGAAACAUGGGUUUCGUCAAAUGUCUAUGGUUUAUUUGCCCAGUAAUCCCCAGCAGUUGCAGUACGUUGGCAAUGCUUCAGAGUGCGAAUCAGCUUGCUUGAAAAACUGCGAGUGUACAGGUUAUGCUUAUGAUCAAGAGCAUGGCUGCCAAGUAUGGAAAGGUCCUCUGUUAAAUCUGAAACAAUUCUCAGAAGAUAAUACAUAUAAACAAGACUUCUAUUUGAAACUUGCUCGUUUGGACUUGGCUGUGGAAGACACAAACUCAACGAAAUUGAAGGAUAACCGAUUAAAGAAAAUUGUCAUUCCGAUUGCAGUGGUUGUUGCAUUGGGCCUUAUUGUUUAUUAUGUGAGGAGGAGAAAGCUCAGAAGCAAGGGGGAGGAUUUGUUACGGUUAGAUUUGGGCACAACCCAAAAGGCUAAUAAUUCAGAGGAUGGAGUUGGUAGAAAAAGACAAGUCCAAAUGCCAUUAUUUAGUUUCGCAAGUGUUUCUGCUGCAACAGACAAUUUCUCAGCUACAAAUAAGCUCGGAGAGGGUGGUUUUGGACCUGUUUACAAGGGAAUAUUAUUGGAAGGGGGCGAAGUAGCUGUAAAAAGGCUCUCAAAAAGAUCUGGGCAAGGUUGGGAGGAGCUAAAAAAUGAAGCGAUGCUCAUAGCCAAGCUCCAACACAAGAAUCUCGUUAGACUUUUGGGCUGCUGCAUUGAAGGAGAUGAAAAGAUACUAGUUUAUGAGUAUAUGCCCAAUAGAAGCUUGGAUUUCUUACUUUUUGAUCCAGAGAAGUGCAAUAUAUUAGAUUGGAGGACUCGUGUUGGAAUCAUUGAAGGAAUUGCUCAAGGACUUCUUUAUCUUCAUAAGUAUUCUAGGUUAAGGAUUAUUCACAGGGACUUGAAGCCUAGUAAUAUCUUGUUGGACAUUGAUAUGAAUCCCAAAAUAUCAGAUUUUGGAAUGGCAAGAAUAUUUGGAGUAAAUGAGUCACAAGCAAAUACAAAUAGGAUUGUUGGCACUUACGGUUAUAUGUCCCCUGAAUAUGCUUUGGAAGGCCUCUUUUCAAUCAAAUCCGAUGUCUUCAGUUUUGGCGUCUUAUUGCUAGAGAUUGUGAGUGGCAAGAAGAAUACUGGUUUUUAUCAACGUGAUUGUCUCCAUCUUAUUGGACGUGCAUGGGAAUUAUGGACAAGUGAUAGGGGAUCAGACUUGGUGGAUCCACUACUUGAUGAUAUAUCCUCUAUGCAGAUGGUAUUGAGAUAUGUUCACAUAGCUCUUCUCUGUGUUCAAGAAAGUGCCGAGGAUAGACCAACCAUGUCUGACGUUGUUGCCAUGCUAAGCAAUGAAAGUGCAGUUCUACCUUAUCCCAAUGAACCUGCUUUCUUGAAUGUGAGAAAUACGUCGAAAGCAAACCCAAUUAAUAGACAUAGGUUAGAAAUAUGUUCUAUGAGUGGUGCAACAUUUUCAAUUAUGAAAGGCCGAUAA